Molecule: messenger RNA, 2490 nt
Organism: Penicillium expansum
Lineage: Eukaryota; Fungi; Ascomycota; Eurotiomycetes; Eurotiales; Aspergillaceae
Product: Oxoglutarate/iron-dependent dioxygenase
Exons: 10
Coding region: 1-2490 (829 amino acids)
Biological process (GO): positive regulation of transcription from RNA polymerase II promoter by galactose
Cellular component (GO): nucleus
Molecular function (GO): DNA-binding transcription factor activity, RNA polymerase II-specific; RNA polymerase II cis-regulatory region sequence-specific DNA binding
Source: RefSeq, a predicted model, not a curated record
AUGGCUGAAAGAUUCGUUCCUGUUAUCUCUCUCAAAGAUUUCGAUGAACGCAAAGAGGAAAUUAUUUCUCAGCUACUCAAUGCAGCUGAGUACGCUGGAUUCUUUACCUUGGUAGACCACGGUAUCUCAAAGGAGGAGAUUGAAGCCCAGUUUGCCAUUUCAAAGGCUUUCUUUGACCUCCCUCCCGAGGACAAAGCUAAGACACCUCAUGACCCCAAAACUAAUAACGGAUGGGAGUACAAGGCUCAAUUGCGCGCCAGUACUGGCACCUACGACCAGAAAGAAUCCCUCUGGCUGCAACGGAAUUCCGAAUGGCCAAGCGAUGGGGAUGUUCCUAAUUUUAGGGACUCCACGACUCAAUUUAUGAGUAAAUGUGCUGGCAUCUCGGACCAAGUGUUGUCUUGUUUUGCCAUCGCCCUCGGAUUCGGAGAGAAUUAUUUUAGGAUCGCGAACGAUCCCACUCAAGCCGACUGCUUGACGCAGCUCCGCUUGAUUCAUUAUCCCGCAUCUGAAAAUGCCGUCGGCACCUGGAGAGCGGGAAGCCAUACCGAUAUCGGCUGUCUCACUCUUUUGUUCCAGCGAGACGGAGAGGAUGGACUUGAAAUUUGCCCAGGCAGAGAAAGUCAUUCUAGCUUUGCUAGCGGCGAUGUCUUCACGCCCCUUCCUGCCGAGACCGGACCCAUUGUUGUCAAUAUCGGUGAUAUGCUCAUGGCUUGGUCGGAUGAUCGCUUGAAGUCCAACUAUCACCGAGUGCGCGCCAAGGACGUUGGGAAGUCACCAUCUCGAUACUCAAUUGCCUAUUUCAACCAAGCUAGGCGUGAUAUUUCACUCCAGGGCCCAUUGAAGAAAUACCCCCCGAUGACCGUGGUGUAUGUGGGAGAAACGUCUUCACGCUCCUUUCUUCAUUUUUUGAGAAGAACGACAAAGGGCUACAUUGGAUCGGUUCCCUUCACUGAUGAGGAGCGACAUCAUGUCGCCAUUGAACCAGAGUCAUCUACUUUGGACAUGAAUCCCGCACAUCCAUCGCCAGAAGAGGCAUACCUGCUCCUCAGUUCUUAUCUUGAGGCGACCAGUGGCGUCUUGGACCUGUUCACUCCAGACGAGCUGGACAGGCUUAUGGCGGAAAGAUCAUCAGAGAAUGCCACAGUUCACUAUUUUUCGAAAGUCGACCUUGAACCGGCUUUCAACCUUGCUCUCGCAAUCGGUGCUCAGGCGCGAGGCCGGCCCGAAGAUGUGCAACUUUCAAAGGCUUAUUUUCUUCGCGCCCGCGAAAUCGCUUUUGAAGGCAUGCUCAUGUCGCAGAACCUCAACACAGUACGGCAUUUUGUGCUUUUGGCUUUUUACACCCUCGGUGCUUGUAACAGAAAUGCAGCAUCGAUGUUUCUCACCAUUGCAGCAAAGGCUGCUGUUAUUCUAGGUCUUCACAGCUCGGAAAAUGACAGUGACCUUCCCGAAGAAGAUCAGUCCACCAGUGGGGAUGAUCAGAAUGCCCAGUCUCUAUUUACAGCCAUGGCAAAAGCAUGCAUUCUUCUUGAAGAGAUCGUCGAUACGCUUGGCAAAAGUAAUAAUAUUCUUCACGUACCCACUGCCGAAGGUGUACUUGAAAGACUCCGCCAAUGGAGCCGGGGCUUGCCUCAGAACAUACGACGGUUUCCGCAUCCCUCCGCAAACGGUCGACCCCUUGAUGCCGAGAAUCGCCGAGUGCUUCUUGGCAGCAUACAUGUCUCAUGUGUGUAUUAUUUUGCAGUGAUACUGAUCACUCGACCAUUCCUUGUCGCGUACCUGAUGUCCAGACUUCGCGGCAAAGCUCCUGAUCACCUAAUCAGUGACCCCGAAGAAGCAUCGGAUAUCAAUAUCAAAAAUAAUAAAGUAUCCAGGUUAGCUCAAGUCUGCGUCGGCUCGGCUAUCACCAUGGUUGAAACGUGUGUGAAAGCCAAAGCUUUGAACUUUACUUUUGGGAACCUCUGUCUUAUUGAAGCAUGGAUAUUUGGCGCAGGUCUAGUCCUUGGAUUUUCAAUGUUCGCGGCGGAGCUACGAAAAGAUAUCGAGGCAGCUUUCGCAGAUGCACACGAUAUUCUUGGCGACAUCGCUUUAGCAAGCCCUCAAGCUCAACUAUAUCAUAAUAUGCUUACUGACUUCGCCGAGGCUAUUGCCAAAUACCGGCAACGCGUGUCGGAUGAAACGCAUUACACCGUCCAGCACUACAUGGAUCGGAUUCUGAUUUUUGAGCCACCAACCGAUGGGAAUGCCCCUGGUCCACCAGAUGACUAUGAGAGUGGUCGGAAUGUUGAUGAAACAUGGGGAUUCUCGCUAGCUAAUCCUACUCAGGCGAAUCCGUUUGUGUUUCCAAUGGGCCUCACAGCAGCUAAUGCUGCAGAUGAAAUGUUGCGAGAUCAGCAUGAUGGUUGGCUUGAUGGUAGCAUUCAUUUUCCGGAGUUCUUUGUACCUGAGCUUGAGCCUUUUGAUCAGCUAUUUUAUACCGUCGAGUAA